AGCACGCAUCGCCCGCCCUGGACCCGGAAGUUGCGUCACGACGCUCUACGCUAGUCCCCGGACAUAGGGUUUUAUUUCCGGAUUCUUAGCGCGGACUCGGAACGCCGCUCUUCCCUACGCGGUUAGCACAUGCGCGACAGCUCUUUUCCUUUUUCCUCCACUUCUACUAGCUUGCACCGUCCGGGGAGCCGCCGCCACCGCUGCCGAGGAGUCAGGAAGUUCAAGAUGGCCGCCGCGGAGACUCACUCCUUACGGGAACAGCCCGAGAUGGAAGAUGCCGAUAAUUCUGAAAAGAGUAUAAAUGAAGAAAAUGGAGAAGUAUCAGAAGACCAAUCUCAAAAUAAGCACAGUCGUCACAAAAAAAAGAAGCAUAAACACAGAAGUAAACAUAAGAAACAUAAACAUUCCUCAGAAGAGGACAAGGAUAAAAAACAUAAACAUAAGCAUAAACAUAAGAAACACAAAAGAAAAGAAGUUAUUGAUGCUUCUGAUAAAGAAGGUAUGUCUCCAGCAAAAAGAACUAAACUUGAUGAUUUAGCUUUGCUAGAAGACUUGGAAAAACAGAGAGCUUUGAUUAAGGCUGAACUUGAUAAUGAGUUAAUGGAAGGAAAGGUCCAAUCUGGAAUGGGGCUCAUUUUACAAGGUUAUGAGUCUGGCUCAGAAGAAGAGGGGGAGAUUCAUGAAAAGGCAAGAAAUGGAAAUAGGUCUAGUACUAGAUCUUCAAGUACAAAGGGGAAACUUGAACUUCUGGACAAUAAAAAUACUACAAAAAAGAGAAGUAAAAGCAGAUCCAAAGAACGGACUAGACAUAGGUCUGAUAAAAAGAAAAGUAAGGGAGGUAUUGAAAUAGUUAAAGAAAAAACAACUAGGAGCAAGUCAAAGGAGAGGAAAAAAUCUAAAAGUCCAACAAAAAGAAGUAAGUCUCAAGAUCAAGCAAGAAAAUCAAAAUCGCCUACCCUUAGAAGGCGAUCUCAAGAGAAAAUUGGUAAAGCCAGGUCUCCUACUGAUGAUAAGGUUAAAAUUGAAGAUAAAAGUAAAUCAAAAGAUAGAAAAAAAUCCCCAAUUAUAAAUGAAAGUAGAAGUCGCGAUCGAGGUAAAAAAUCCAGAUCCCCAGUGGAUUUAAGAGGUAAAUCCAAAGACAGAAGGUCACGGUCCAAAGAGAGAAAAUCAAAACGAUCUGAAACUGAUAAAGAAAAGAAACCAAUUAAAUCUCCCUCUAAAGAUGCUUCAUCUGGGAAGGAAAAUAGGUCACCCAGUAGAAGACCUGGUCGCAGUCCUAAAAGAAGGAGUUUGUCUCCAAAACAGCGUGAUAAAUCAAGAAGAAGUAGAUCUCCACUCUUAAAUGAUAGAAGAUCUAAGCAGAGCAAAUCACCCUCUCGAACACUCUCCCCUGGUAGAAGAGCUAAGAGUCGAUCCCUAGAAAGAAAACGACGAGAACCAGAGAGGAGACGACUCUCUUCUCCAAGAACACGACCUCGAGAUGAUAUCCUCAGUAGACGUGAAAGAUCAAAAGAUGCCAGCCCCAUCAAUAGGUGGUCUCCAACCCGAAGAAGAAGUAGAUCUCCCAUUAGAAGGAGGUCUCGUUCCCCACUCAGACGGAGCAGGUCUCCAAGAAGAAGAAGCAGGUCUCCAAGGAGAAGGGACAGAGGUCGGAGGAGCAGAUCACGCUUGAGAAGGCGAUCUCGAUCACGGGGUGGUCGUAGACGUAGGAGCAGAAGCAAAGUAAAAGAAGAUAAAUUUAAAGGAAGUCUUUCUGAAGGAAUGAAAGUUGAGCAGGAAUCUUCAUCCGACGAUAACCUUGAAGACUUUGAUGUAGAGGAAGAAGAUGAAGAAGCCCUAAUAGAACAGAGAAGGAUCCAAAGGCAGGCAAUUGUUCAGAAAUAUAAAUAUCUUGCUGAAGAUAGCAAUAUGUCCGUGCCAUCUGAACCAAGCAGCCCUCAGAGCAGUACUAGAACACGAUCACCCUCUCCAGAUGACAUUCUGGAGCGGGUAGCUGCUGAUGUGAAAGAGUAUGAACGGGAAAAUGUUGAUACAUUUGAAGCCUCAGUAAAAGCCAAGCAUAAUCUAAUGACAGUUGAGCAGAAUAAUGGUUCAUCUCAGAAGAAGCUGUUGGCACCUGAUAUGUUUACAGAAUCUGAUGAUAUGUUUGCUGCAUAUUUUGAUAGUGCUCGCCUUCGGGCUGCUGGCAUUGGAAAAGAUUUUAAAGAAAACCCCAACCUCAGAGAUAAUUGGACUGAUGCAGAAGGCUAUUAUCGUGUGAACAUAGGUGAAGUUCUAGAUAAACGCUACAAUGUGUAUGGCUACACUGGGCAAGGUGUAUUCAGUAAUGUUGUGCGAGCCAGAGAUAAUGCAAGAGCUAACCAAGAAGUGGCUGUAAAGAUCAUCAGAAAUAAUGAACUCAUGCAAAAGACUGGUUUAAAAGAACUAGAGUUCUUGAAAAAACUUAAUGAUGCUGAUCCUGAUGACAAAUUUCAUUGUUUGCGACUCUUCAGACACUUUUAUCACAAACAACAUCUCUGUCUUGUAUUCGAACCUCUCAGUAUGAAUUUGCGAGAGGUGUUAAAAAAAUAUGGUAAGGAUGUUGGUCUUCAUAUUAAAGCUGUAAGAUCCUAUAGUCAGCAAUUGUUCCUGGCAUUGAAACUUCUUAAAAGAUGCAAUAUUCUUCAUGCCGAUAUCAAGCCAGAUAAUAUCCUGGUUAAUGAAUCAAAAACUAUUUUAAAACUUUGCGAUUUUGGAUCAGCUUCACAUGUCGCAGAUAAUGACAUAACGCCUUAUCUUGUCAGUAGAUUUUAUCGUGCUCCUGAAAUUAUUAUAGGUAAAAGCUAUGACUAUGGUAUAGAUAUGUGGUCUGUAGGUUGUACCUUAUAUGAACUCUAUACUGGAAAAAUUUUAUUUCCUGGCAAAACCAAUAACCAUAUGCUGAAGUUGGCCAUGGAUCUCAAAGGAAAGAUGCCAAAUAAGAUGAUUCGGAAAGGUGUAUUCAAAGACCAACAUUUUGAUCAAAAUCUCAACUUCAUGUACAUAGAAGUUGAUAAAGUAACAGAGAGGGAGAAAGUUACUGUUAUGAGCACCAUUAAUCCAACUAAGGACCUGUUGGCUGACUUGAUUGGGUGCCAGAGACUUCCUGAAGACCAACGUAAAAAAGUACACCAGCUAAAGGACUUGUUGGACCAGAUCCUAAUGUUGGACCCUGCUAAACGAAUUAGCAUCAACCAGGCCCUACAGCAUGCCUUCAUCCAGGAAAAAAUUUAAGCGAGAUGAAGAAACUCCAAGGGUUUGAGUAAUUAAAUACAAAGACUGAAGAAAUUUCACAGCAGUUUAUUAAUGUAUAUAAACUUAUAAAUAUUUCUCCAGCAAAUUUGAGGAAGCAUGAUAUAUUUGAAUUAACACCAAGGGUGAUAUUUCUUUUAGAAAUGUUAGUUAAUCUGUUUUGUGUCUUAUGUGAAAUUUCACUGUAGAACUGUUUUAAUUGCCAAGACUGCACAAAAUUACAGUGCUAAUGUAUAUGAUUGCAGUUCACAUAAAAGACAAAAAAGCAUCUGUUAUAAAAUGAGUAGUAAUAUUGGGUGGUUGAUUUGUUUUUAGCAGACUUGGCUUCAUUUUGGUCUUCAGAUUAAAUGGCCAGCAUAAAUGCUGUUUAUAUUCACGUUUUCCUAGGUGUGUGUGUGCAGGCCACAGCAGCAUGCCCUUGGUGUAGUCAGUGCCGAAAGGGGGUCUGUUCCUUCUUGAGCCUGCCUGCAGGGAUGGUCUCCUCUUUUAAAGCAGGUUGUGUACAACAUUCAGUACACUGAAGGUAAGCUAAACCAUCAACAUCACUGGUGUUUUAAGAUGUUAUUUUAUUGGAACAAUUGACAAAUGAGGGAUAUUAGCUUUGUGGCAGAAUUCCCUGCAUGUGUGGUAACUGAUCUUAUUUUAUUUUUUGGCAUUGCAACUGUGGCAUAGUUACAAUUUCUGUUCUGUUCAUUACAUUUAAAAUUGGAAGAGUACGCGCUUGAUGGAUAGAGCGCCUUCAGUGUACUGUUUCUUAAUAACUUUACUUUUUUAAAAUCAACUUGCUAUAGACUUUAUAUACAUUUUGUUAAAUACAGUUCCUAGUGACAUAGAAACAAUGCGUAGUUUUCAUUUACUAAUUACAAAUCUUGAGGCCUAAUUCUGAAAGUCCUCAUAUUUAAAGGUUAGAUAGACAACGUAAUGAAAUUUUUAACUAUUUGUAUGUCAUUUUGGAAGUGUACUGCUUUAUGGUAAAAGUGUUUUUCAUUUGUUCAUUGUUUUCAUUAUUUGUGAUCAUGUUGUCUUUCAAUACAGGCAUAAACCUUCCACUCUUGAACAAAGCAGCUGCUUUUUAAAAGCGGUAAUUGCUUCUUUACCUUUUAUUUCUUUUGUAAAUGAAGCUUUUCUUUAAGAAUGUGACUUUAAAGUGUUGUCUAUUGCAUAAAACAGUUGACACUCACUUAUUGUAAAGUGAAGAUUGUUCUACUGCAUGUGAAGUGGACCAUGCAGAUUUCUGUAUGUUCUCAGUAUGCAUCACUAGAUAAUAAAGUCUUUUUUGUGAACAAGGCAUUUGUAGCCAUUUUUAAAAGAUUUUGUCUUCAGUGCUGGUAAGUCAGGUAAACCAUAAAUAGUUAAAAGCAACCUUUUGGUUUUUUUUGUUUUUUUGAAAAUCUUUAGUUGAAAGCAUUAUUUAUUAAAGAUGUAAACCUAGCCAAAAGUUUAUCAUUUAUUAAUGAUUAGGAUCCUAAUUAUUUCAUCAAAAAUCUACAAAUAUUGUCAGCUUUCAGUGUAGUGAGAUUAUUCCUGUAGGUUAUAGGUAUAAUUCAGGAUUUAACUAAUGUUUCUGCUAUUUUCUCACUUUUCCUUUUGAUGGUGCGGAAAGAGAAAAAGGAAAACGGGGCACAGGCCAUUCAACGCGUUCUCCAAGGGGUCUGAUUUGCUGAGACACCAGCUUCACCUUCUUAACAAGGUGCAGCUCAGUGGAAGAUGAUGGCAACCAGAAGACAUGAGCUAAGGGUAAGGGACUGUUCUUCUGAAGAAUCUUUCCAUUUAGUGAUCAAGAUAUGGACAGCAGAUCUCUGAAAGUGCUCAAUGUAUAUCCCAAUUGUUCGUGGUACCAUCUGAAUUGUAACUUGCAUUUUAGCAAUGCAUGUUCCCAGUGGACUUAUUGGGAAACUUAAUAAAAUAAAAUUUGCCUCUUGUUACCA
Messenger RNA from Carlito syrichta (Philippine tarsier), 5198 nucleotides. It is a transcript of the gene PRP4K, whose product is annotated as pre-mRNA processing factor 4B. The transcript has 17 exons. Gene Ontology annotation, biological process: peptidyl-threonine phosphorylation; mRNA cis splicing, via spliceosome; peptidyl-serine phosphorylation. The record is from RefSeq and is a predicted model, not a curated record. NCBI's taxonomy places the organism in Eukaryota, Metazoa, Chordata, Mammalia, Primates, Tarsiidae. Bases 130 to 3252 code for a protein of 1040 amino acids. Gene Ontology annotation, molecular function: protein serine/threonine kinase activity; ATP binding.